AUGGCCAAAUCAUCCGGUCUGCCUACGUUCCCCAGCCCGUCAGCUUCCCAGGAAGAAGUCGAAGCCUUCUUACAUGAAUGGGUAGCAACUCGCUGGGAAGUGCCGGUCUCCAGCCCGCGGGUCCAGAAUGUUUCAUUUCGCUUCAAGGGGACAGGCUCAACGCUAUACUCUCUUUCACAGGAAGAAAUGGAGACUUUGAUGGGAAGCAAAGCACUGGGGGACUCCCUAUAUUACGCCCUGUGCUAUGAUUCUCCCUAUGGGAGUGCAACGAGAGGCAAGUAUGCCUCUGUCGUCUCUGGAAUUUCGAACGCUGCCAGGUCCCUUGGGCCAGUGAUCCAGAGCCCUUCUUCUUCUGCAUCGGCCUCACCGGCCUCCUCAUCGACUUCGUCUACCUCGAUAGAUGAGUCGUACACUAAGCCACCGCAGCCUUCUAUAAGUCGUAGCGGGUUUCCGACUCGCUGCCUUUCGGAAAAGCCUAGCGCCCAGUAUCUUAAUAAAUUCUAUGUGAAGUAG
Messenger RNA from Trichophyton rubrum CBS 118892, 513 nucleotides. RefSeq lists its product as uncharacterized. NCBI's taxonomy places the organism in Eukaryota, Fungi, Ascomycota, Eurotiomycetes, Onygenales, Arthrodermataceae. The coding region runs from base 1 to 513 and encodes 170 amino acids. The record is from RefSeq and is a predicted model, not a curated record. The transcript is spliced from 2 exons.